This is a messenger RNA of Sclerotinia borealis F-4128, 579 nucleotides long. The record is from the annotation of a GenBank genome assembly. NCBI's taxonomy places the organism in Eukaryota, Fungi, Ascomycota, Leotiomycetes, Helotiales, Sclerotiniaceae.
AUGUGCUUUUCCACCACCUCUUCCAACGGCUGGGCUCAAGCUAUCCUCGCAUCUCCUACCUUCCGCUCCUGCGUUCUCCGCCGCCCUUCAAUCACCCAUACCCGUUCGAGACAAUCGGCGUGGCUCUCCGGUGGCUCGCAUGCUACUACUGCUGGCUCUGAUAUCCUGCUAGAUGGAUAUGCCUUUUUCAACAAUGACGAUGUCGCGGAACGCGCACUCGCAUUGAUUGACAACGGCAAAAUGCGUGCGGACGAUUGUCAUCACUGGUGGGGCCGAUCUAUCAACUCCGAGCAUUCACCCCCUACCAUCACUGAUGCUUUCCCCGCCAACACUACACCAAACGGACAAAAUAACGAAGAUAAGGGGUUGGAUACAAUUUGGGAGUGUGGGGAGGAGGAAACAAAGUCGGAUAUGAAUAUGGUUAGGGGUUUGGAUGCGAAUUGGGCAUACAAGGAUGAGGAGGAGGAAAAGAAGAAGGAUAUAGAUCUGAUUUGGGGAUAUAAAAGGGUAAUAAAGUUGAAUAUGGUAUGGACAAGUUUGGAUACGAUUUGGGAAACUGAGGAUGAGGAUGAGGAGUAG